CGCCGCCGACACCGGUAGUGACGCGAAAAUGGCGUCCUCUGCUGCUCGGCUCACUACACGCUGGUUAUCGGCAUCAGUUUCGUCUGGACACCGUAGCGGUCGUUUUCUGAAUGUCUCCGCAGGACAUGCAGGAGUUAGUUCGGCGGCGAUACCGCAGACGCACCGGGGAGGGACAGCGGUUAGCCUGAGCUCCUGGACACACCGAAAGGCCGUGACAUUGACAGCCACUAGAUGUCACCAUGGCAUUGCCUGCCGCUCUUUGCACACCAGCAGCAGGUUGGCAAACAAGCAGGACUUCUAUGGAGUCUUGGGUGUCUCCCGCAGUGCCUCACAGAAGGACAUAAAGAAGGCUUACUACCAGCUGGCAAAGAAGUACCACCCAGACACCAACCCUGAUGACCCAGGGGCCAAAGAAAAGUUUGCCAAGCUGGCUGAAGCCUAUGAGGUGCUGAGUGAUGAGGUGAAGAGGAAGCAAUAUGACACAUAUGGAGAGGCAGGCUUCAACACAAAUCGUGCUGGACAAGGCCAGCAGCAUUACUACAGGGCUGGGGGGACGAAUAUAGACCCUGAGGAGCUCUUCAGGAAGAUCUUUGGAGAGUUUACUGGAGGAAUGGGCUUUGGAAACAUCAACAACAUGUUUGAUCAAAGACCUGAGUUUGUGAUGGAACUCACGUUUUCAGAGGCAGCAAAGGGUGUGAAAAAAGAGCUGAGUGUGAACUUGGAUGACAUCUGCCCGAGGUGUGAUGGAAAAGGCAGUGAGCCGGGCACCAAGGUGUCUCACUGUCAGUACUGCAACGGCACUGGCAUGGAGUCGAUCAACACAGGUCCUUUCAUGAUGCGCUCCACCUGUCGACGCUGCAGUGGGAAGGGAACAAUCAUCACUACACCCUGCGCACUGUGCCGAGGGUCAGGCCAGAUCAAGAAGAGGCAGACGGUCACUGUACCGGUACCUUCUGGAGUGGACAAUGGUCAGACAGUGCGCAUGGCAGUAGGGAACAGAGAAAUCCUCAUUACAUUCAGGGUCCAUGGAAGCCCAGUGUUCAGACGCGAUGGAGUAAACAUCCACUCUGAUGUGUUUAUCUCUAUAGCUCAGGCCGUCCUGGGAGGCACAGCCACAGCACAGGGCCUCCAUGAAACCAUCAGUAUAUUGAUUCCUGCUGGCUGCCAGGCUGAUCAGUUGAUCCGGCUGCAGGGGAAAGGCAUUCGGAGGAUGAACAGCUACAGCUAUGGAGAUCACUACGUUCACAUCAAAAUCAGAGUGCCAAAGAAGUUGUCUCGUAGACAGCGCUCUCUGCUGCUGUCUUAUGCCGAAGAGGAGACGGAAGUUCAGGGGACUGUCAACGGCGUCAAUCGUUCUGCAGGUCAGGGAGGGGGCAGCAGCACUUCAGGUUCUGGUGCGAAGUCGACCAGCUCAGAGGAGGGACAGGACAAGCAGCAGCAGCAGCAGCAGCAGCAGCAGGAAGGAGGAGGCUUCUUCUCUGAAUUAAAGAAAUUGUUCAGCUGACAGGCUGCAGGUGGAAAAUCCCAGUAAACAUGCAAAAGGAAGAAAAUAAAUCCACUGACUGGGCCUCCAUGCUGUCUCCUCUUGCUUUGGGGAUUGAGCAAGGAGGAGGAAGAGAGAGGCAGUGUGGUAUUUGUGUUGACACAGUCACACAUUGUUGAAGCUGCAGUUGGCAAACAGGCCAGGUUGAAGCGAGGUCCACCCACACACCCACUGGCCCGUCACCACAGACAGGUGCUGAGCUGAGAAACUCAAGAACUGCUGGAAGAUGAACAAGAUGGUGACUACAGAAGACUAUUGUGGUAUAACUCCCCCCUACGUACUGCGUUUGGAGCUGCGCUGCUCUCUGAGUCACAAUGUGCUCUACAUACUAUUUAAUAAAACCAAGUGAAUAGGACUUUGCUAUGCACUUCAUUUUAGUGUGCAGUCACCAAACAACUCAGUUAAAGGAAUAAAACACACAUCACAUAGGAUGCUAAUUGGGUAAGUAACAUAGUUGUAUGGGUUUUAAAAAGGAAAAACAGAUGAAGAGUCACUGGAUGUUAAAACUUCCAAAAUACACAAAAUAUCCGGUUCUGUGUAAAGCGUCAAGAAUGGGAAUUUGUAACUGUCAGGCUUAGCUGUUGCUACUCCGUAUGAUUUGUUGUACCUGUGUGGUAACAAAACUGCAAAUGCACCAUUAAUAAAAUGCAAAAUCUUUAA
Molecule: messenger RNA, 2203 nt
Organism: Dicentrarchus labrax (European seabass)
Lineage: Eukaryota; Metazoa; Chordata; Actinopteri; Moronidae
Product: dnaJ homolog subfamily A member 3, mitochondrial
Exons: 12
Coding region: 29-1504 (491 amino acids)
Biological process (GO): negative regulation of apoptotic process; mitochondrion organization; protein folding
Cellular component (GO): mitochondrion
Molecular function (GO): heat shock protein binding; protein kinase binding; ATP binding
Source: RefSeq, a predicted model, not a curated record